Emiliania huxleyi CCMP1516 is the source of this 2266-nucleotide messenger RNA. RefSeq lists its product as hypothetical. Gene Ontology annotation, cellular component: ribonucleoprotein complex. The transcript is spliced from 3 exons. The record is from RefSeq and is a predicted model, not a curated record. Bases 46 to 1740 code for a protein of 564 amino acids. Lineage: Eukaryota; Haptophyta; Isochrysidales; Noelaerhabdaceae. Gene Ontology annotation, molecular function: RNA binding.
GCCGAGGAGCUGGCCUGGUCUCGGAGGGAGCAGCGCCGGCCGGCCAUGCUCGGCGGAGUGCCGUACUCGUCGCAGCGAAAGUCUGAAAGCGCCAACCAGGGGUACAGUAUUUGGGGUCUUCCGCAGCCUCUCGCGCAGCCAUCGGCGGCUGCAAACGGAGGGCACGCGGCGGUCAACGGGACGUGGGGCAGCGGCUGGGCCGCGCCGGCACAGGCCACCGUGUCGGUAGAGGCGCAAGCGCCGGUGGCUCACGCUCCGCCUGCGGCCUGGAGCAAAGCCAGCGCACCGCAAUCGCUCCCCGACGCGGUGCCCGGGCUCUGCGGCGGCGGGCUGGGCGGCGGCGGGCUGGGCGGCGGGCUUGGCGCCGCGCUGGGAGGCGGCGCCACGGACGUGCUCCCCGGGCUCGAUGCGGAGCCGGGUGCGCGGCUGCCGUCCGCGUCGCCAAAGCGCUCGCCCGGCUUGUCCGCGGUCGGCUCUCCUCUGGCGGCGUCCGCCUCCUCGGUCGGGUCGCCGCUGUGCCUGCCGGCGGUGCCGAGCGGGCCACUCCCCGGGGCGCUGCCGCCGUCGAAAAUGGCGACGGCCGGGCCCGUCGCUCUGGGGGCUGGGUUGGGGGCGAUGGCUUCCCUGGUUGGUGGGGGGGCCACCGCGCCGGCUGCGCCGGCAGCCGGAGAGGGGAGGCUGCUCGUGCGCUGCAAGGGGCUGCCUUUCUCGGCGACAGCGGCGAGCGUGGCGAGCUUCUUCGAGCCGCUGGACAUUGUCGCCGGCGGCGUGCACCUCCAGCUGAACGCGGACGGAGUGCCGAACGGGGAGUGCUACGUCGAGUUCGCCUCUUCCGAGGCGCUCGCAGCCGGGCUGCAGCGCAACAGGCAAGUGAUGGGGCACCGGUACGUCGCGGUGCAGCGGGUGGACGGCGCGGAGGCGGAGCGGCUCGCCGCCGCGGGCAGCCUUGGCGCGCCGCCCGCGCCCGCGCCCGCGCCCGCGCCCGCGCCCGCGCCCGCGAGGGCGGUUGCGCCCGCCGCGGCGGCGCAAAAGGUUGGGGCGGCGGCGGCGGUGGCUGCGGCGGUGGCGGUGGCGGGGAACGGCACGGGCGGGUCGGGCUCGGUGCGGGCGGCUCGUCCCGGCUCGGCCGCUGGCAGGGAGCGGGUCGGCCACGGCGCGAGCGCGGUGCCGCCAAGCGGCGACGGUGGCAGCAGCGCGGUAGUCGUCAAGAUGCGCGGCCUGCCGUACUCUGCGAGCGACGAGCAGAUCGCCGACUUCUUUUCGGGGCUGCGCAUCGCCCCGAACGGCGUCUCGAUCGGGCGCGACGCGGGCGGGCGGCCGUCGGGCGAGGCGCACGUCGAGUUUUGCUCCGACAACGACGCGCAGGCGGCGAUGGCCUUCAACCGGCAGAGGAUGAGCGCGCCGGGCGGAGGCUCGCGCUACAUCGAGCUUUUCCGCACAAAGCAGCUCUCGUCGGGGGCGCGCGGGAGGUCGGCCGCGGCGGGCGACGCGGCCGUCGCCGCCUCGGGCGGCGGCGCCGACUCGCUCCGGCUGCGCGGGAUGCCCUUCCACUCGACGGAGGCGGAUGUGAGCUCCUUCUUCAAGGGGUACAGCAUCGCCGCGGGGGGGAUCAAGCUCGGGCCGCAGGGAGGGCACGGGCACGUGCGCUUCGCGUCGGUCGAGGAGGCGCGUCGCGCGCUGGUCAGCCUCAACCACUCGUACAUGGGCAACCGCUACAUCGAGCUCUUCUGGGCCUCGUGACGGUCAGCCCCGCGGCUGGCGCGGGGGCGAGGCCGCAGCGCCGCCGCCCCGCAGGAUAGGUUGGGCGGGGUCUCGGACGGGGGCUCGCGGCGAGCCCCCUGCUCUUCCUUGUACAUGGGGAGCGGCCCCCGCUCUCUCCCUGCCGCCCGGCCGGAGGGGGACGCCACGGCGCGCCCGCGCGCCGUGCGCUGUGUCCCUCCUGGCAGAAAGGGUGUGGGUGCAGGGGAAGGGCGGGCCGGUCGCAGACGUUUUUGAGCUAUUGUGGGGAGAGGCGGCCGGCGUGGACGAGGGCAGGGUUGGCGCUCGGCCGUGCGCAGCGCGGCGCACGCUGCCGUCUCGUCUCGACUCUCGUCGGUGCGCAUGUCUCCCACGGCGCCUCGGGUAGCUAGCGCGCGCGCCUAGAGAGAGGGGCCCCUCUCUCGAGCGCGGGGCGCGGCCACACGACGCGCAGUCUUCUCUGGAUGCGUUUCUAUUAUGUUGUCGUCUAUUUGCUGUUACAUGGGUUGUAAAAGUGCUCGCUUGACAG